Brassica oleracea var. oleracea is the source of this 750-nucleotide messenger RNA. RefSeq names its product RPM1-interacting protein 4-like. The transcript is spliced from 2 exons. The coding region runs from base 102 to 545 and encodes 147 amino acids. NCBI's taxonomy places the organism in Eukaryota, Viridiplantae, Streptophyta, Magnoliopsida, Brassicales, Brassicaceae. The record is from RefSeq and is a predicted model, not a curated record.
UAAUUAUAUUAACCCAUUGUUCUUGGUGAAAGGUGAGUUUCUCUUCCAAUAAUUUCAUCUAGAACACAGACCCUAAAGAAAAGAUCCUUGGAACUUGGAAGAUGGAGAAGAAAGCAACGGAGCAUAAGAGAAGAGGAUGCGUUCCAACUCUCAGAUACUUAUGUUUCAGGAAACUCGGGAAGGAACCAAGACCAGAAGGAUUCAGCACGUCGCCAGGGAAGAUUGAUAGUUUCAGUUUGGAUACUGAAAAGGAUGAAAAGUCAAAGAAGAAACAAACGGUUGAACAAGGAUCUAGGAAAGUGGAUGUCAAUCACACAGAGGCCGAGCAAGAUUCAACCCAAGAUCAGGCGAAACCAAGACGAGAACAAGUUGUGCCAAAGUUUGGCGAAUGGUGCGGAAGCGAUCCAGUUCCGGACGAUGGUUAUGCACACAUAUUCAACAAGGCGAGGGAUGAAAGACGUGGGGCUCUGAAUGAUGAAUUUCACAAGGUCAAGACUUUUGAUUUAAGAGGAGUAAAGAGCGAUGGAAGGGACAAAGAUCAAUGACUUGGUCCAGAUAUUUUCGGUAAAAUGAACAAACUCAUGAUUUUACUGAAGUUACAUCCUUCUCACUCUCAGUGUUUAUCUGCAAUUUCAUAUCACAUUACAAUAUAGAAGAGUUGGUGUGUAAACCGUAGUAAAGCCAAAGAAGGAUCUCGUUAAGAAUAACCAAGUAAUAGUUACUUUUUAUUUAUUUAUUAGUUUAUAUGAA